This is a messenger RNA of Diuraphis noxia (Russian wheat aphid), 903 nucleotides long. RefSeq names its product spermidine synthase-like. The record is from RefSeq and is a predicted model, not a curated record. Gene Ontology annotation, molecular function: spermidine synthase activity. Lineage: Eukaryota; Metazoa; Arthropoda; Insecta; Hemiptera; Aphididae. Gene Ontology annotation, cellular component: cytosol. Gene Ontology annotation, biological process: spermidine biosynthetic process.
CGUUGGUGGUGCUUAAAUAUUAUGGACAAGUUGAAGGCUGGAUGGUUUAGUGAGGUCACGGACCUGUUGCCGGGCAGAAGUUUUUCCAUGGAAGUGGAACAGGUGCUGCACAAGGAACAGUCCAAAUUCCAGGAAAUAUUGGUUUUGAAAACCAAAUCACACGGCGUCGUAUUGGUACUUGAUGGAAUGAUUCAGUGCACAGAAUUUGAUGAGUAUUCUUAUCAAGAAAUGAUUUCCUUUUUGCCACUCUUCAGUCACCCAAAACCACAAAAGGUACUCAUCGUAGGUGGUGGCGAUGGAGGGGUUGCUAGAGAAGUAGCCAAACAUCCAUUGGUCGAAAUCAUUGACCAAGUGGAAAUCGAUGAACGCGUAAUCGAAUUGUCUAAGAUAUAUUUACCGUUCAUGGCUCAAGGAUUCGACAGUCCCAAAGUUAACUUGCACGUAGCUGACGGUUUCAAAUUCAUGGAUGAACACUUUCAAUACUAUGACGUCAUUAUAACCGAUUCUUCUGAUCCCAUAGGUCCAGCUGUUUCACUAUUCCAAAAGUCUUACUUUGAAUUGAUGAAACGCGCUCUGCGUCCCGGCGGCAUUGUUUGUUCACAGGCAGAUACUUUCUGGGGACAUUUGAAAAACGCGAAGUCGAUGUACAACCAUUGCAAAGAAAUAUUCGCUAAGUCGGCGUACGCGACGUCGUAUGUGUCCACUUACCCGGCGGGUCAGAUCGGUUUCGCACUCGGUAGUCUUGACAAGGAUACUGACUUUUUAAAUCCGGUGUACAAGUUGACUAACCAACAGCGAAAGGAUAUGAAGCUUCGUUACUACACUACCGACAUUCACAAAGCGGCGUUUGCACUGCCAGCGUUUGUCAUCGACGCUCUCGACGACAUCGAACCCAACUUGUAA